Batrachochytrium dendrobatidis JAM81 is the source of this 1626-nucleotide messenger RNA. RefSeq lists its product as uncharacterized. NCBI's taxonomy places the organism in Eukaryota, Fungi, Chytridiomycota, Chytridiomycetes, Rhizophydiales. The coding region runs from base 1 to 1557 and encodes 518 amino acids. The record is from RefSeq and is a predicted model, not a curated record. Gene Ontology annotation, molecular function: protein binding. The transcript has 2 exons.
AUGAGCCGGCCACUGUUUUGGAAGCAUACUGGCUCUUUUAAUGGUCGAACCUACUUUACUACUACGCAGUCUGCUGAUGCAUCAGCACCACUGCUCAACUCAGGAUCGUUUAUUCUGUCAUCCAAGACUGAUAUCCAAAAGGGACAAUCUCUCCUUCUAGCAUUGACUCGCAAAUACCAUUCUGACCAGCCUGUCGAUGGGACAAUUUCAUUUGGUGGAGAUCACUCUAUUGUUGUUGAAACUGUGGGAUGGGACAAGAUCAAAGACAGACUGAGUAAACUGGGACUGAUUCAUGAGCUUGGACUUGCUGGUUUGGGUAUCUCCUGUUGUGGUUCCACUCAACAGGAACUCGAUGCUGUUCGUCAGUCCUGUGCGUCUGUAGUGGAUUUGGAUCUGUCCAGAAACUUGCUGUCCAGCUGGUCUGCUGUGGCCGAGAUUGUGGCCCAGAUGCCCAAACUCAAGUCAUUACGACUUUCUGGCAAUCGGUUUGCAUCUGUGUCUGCAUCCGACACUGUCGAUUUGACAUGCGUCUUUGCCUCGAUCACUCAAAUGACUCUCAUGUCUACUUUGAUAUGUUUUGAGCAGCUGGAGCGGAUCGUGUCUUGGUUUCCCAACAUGAAUGAACUCUAUCUUGGUUCAAAUAUACUUUUGUCACUUCAAACUACUGCAUCUGGCUUUGUCCAAGGUCUUGAUCAUCUUACUGUUUUAAAUCUAGAAAACAAUUCUCUCUCAAAAUGGUCGGAUGUUCAGCGUCUAGGAAAGCUUGCAAGUCUAAAGACUCUGAAUCUAUCCGACAAUAAGUUUCAAGUCAUUGAACCCAAUGUCCUUACUACCUCUGAGCCAUUGUUUGCUCAUUUGACUGCUAUUUCUCUCAACAACAAUCUGAUCGACUCUUGGUCAUCAAUCCAUGCGCUCAAUUCUUAUCCGGCUUUGGUGGAUGUGCGAAUCAAACGCAAUCCCAUUACUACCAUUGCAACCCAAGAGGAACAACAGUCACAUGCUCAAACUAUUAAACCCAAUGGCAAUCUGGUAUCAUACACCCGCUCAGAUUUGUUUUGGAUUGCUGUUGGCAGACUAGAACGCGUUACUCUCCUUAAUGGAUCAACAGUUUCUGAUCGCGACCGACUCAAUGGUGAGCUAUUUUACCUUUCCGAGGCUGCCAAAGCCCUGGCUCUGUCAUCUGAUCCUAGUCUGUUUGACACGAUUCAUCCUCGAUAUACUGCGCUUUGCAAGGUACACGGCACUCCAACUCUCGCUCCUACCGCACUAUUGUCCAAUGCUCUCAAGGAUAGACUGUUGAAACUCAUUCUACAUCAUUGUGAAUCAGGUCGUAUAAUUGAAAAGAAAUUCCCUGCUACAAUCACCGUCAGAGCCAUCAAACCGCUGCUGAUCCGAUUAUUCAAGAUCAAUACCCUACAUACUGAUCAUGCAAAUGUGAUGGUGACAUGGGUUUCGGCUGUAGAUGGUCGUACUGAGAUUCUCAAAGACGAUCUCAAAGAGUUGGCGUAUUAUGAUGUUGUCAGUGGUGAUACACUCAAGAUUGAGGUUUGUUCCUAACACAUUUGUGCUUUCAAUAAACACCCCACACUUUAUGAUUCAACAAUAAAGCUGCUAUCAAGUACCAUC